AUGCAACCUAAAACAGGAAAUAAAUUUAUUGAUAUGUUACAUGAGAAUGGAAUUCCUAUUGGAAGUUCAUUAAAAGGAAUUGAACAGGCGUUAAAAACUCAAAGAGAAAUUGAAAAUAAUGAUCCAACAGAACAGAUAGCUAAAGCUGUUUUUGAAAAAUUUCAAAAACAAAUAUUACCAGGUCUUGUUGCAAAUAUGAUUGCUGGAAAAAAUCCAUUUCAAAUGCCAGGAGGUGGACCAAUGCCUAGAAUGAUGGCACAAUACCCUUCAAAUGUUAAUCCAAACGAUCCACCUUUAGGUUCAGAUUUAGCUAAAUAUUUAAAAGAAAACUUUGAAAAAAGUGUAAAACGACUUCAAACAAAUCAAUUUUCCAUGAAUCCUGUUGUUGCUGAGAGAUUGGGUAAUAAUAUCGAAAUAAGCAAAAAAAUACCUUCAUCUGUUAAUAAUUAUAAUGAUGAUUAUACUGAUGAUAGUGGAGAAAUUGAAUCAUUUCCAACAAGAAGUAAACUAUUAGAUGUUGAUAAAUAUGCAGAUAAGGAAGAUUUUAAUGAUGUUUUUAAAAGACGUAGAAAACCAAGAGCUACAGAUAUAGAAGAAUCUAUAAGUAAAUUCAUAGCAAAUGAUCCAAAAGCAGCAUUAGUUCUUGGAUUAAAUGAUAUGAAUUUAGAAAGUGAUAGUAGUGUAAUGACAAAUUUACGAAAAUCUCCUAUUGAAUUAUCAACAAAUUUACAAAAAGAAUUAGUUCCUAUGAUGACACCAGAAGAAAUUAAUUAUGCAUUAACAGAUCCAGAAGAAUUAUUAUCUCCAAUAAAACCAAUAACAAAUCCUAAUCCUCAGCCUGGUUUUGUAAUGCCAAGAAAAGUACCUAAAAGACCAAGAAAAAUGUUGCCAUUAAUUAUUGGUGUUACAAAUGAUGAUAUUUUAAAAAAAAAAAUGCCUUUUAUAGAAAAUAGUGAGCCCAAAUCACCAUUUUCAAGUGAAACAAGAAAAACUCCCUCUAAACUUCAACAAUUUAGAAAUGAACAUAGUCGAGUUUUAGAAAAUUUAAAAAAUAAUCCAGGUUUAGUUGCUUUAUUUGAAGGAACUGAUCUGGCUGAAAAACUUGAUAAACCAUCAUUUAUGUCAAAUGAACAAAGAGGUUUUAGUGGUACACGUGGAAAUGCAAUUACAACAUAUCCACGUAUGUAUGCUGCUAAAUUAUUUGGUGAUGAACCAAAUAUUUAUGAUAAAAAAACAAAACAAAUUGUUGAGGAAAGAGAAAUUCCUCCACUUUUUUUUGUACCAAAAGGAAAACAUACAAGAUUAAGGUGGGUAACAGCAACAGAACAAGAAAUUCCCGGAAUUGGAAGUAGAUUUAUUAUACCAUCACUUGAUCCAACUAGGCCAGCAAUUAAUUCAGUUGUAUCAACACAAGGAAAAGAAAGAAAUGAAUAUGAAACAACUUGGAAAAUACCAAAUGCUUGGAAAUCUGGAGAUAUUUUUGGAAUUUCGAUGAAUACAAAAUCUGAAAAAUUAAUUGGUGGUGACGGAAUAGUAGAUUUUCCAGCUAUAGGGCGUGACGUUAUAUUUGGGUAA
This is a messenger RNA of Strongyloides ratti, 1575 nucleotides long. RefSeq lists its product as hypothetical. Lineage: Eukaryota; Metazoa; Nematoda; Chromadorea; Rhabditida; Strongyloididae. The record is from RefSeq and is a predicted model, not a curated record. The coding region runs from base 1 to 1575 and encodes 524 amino acids. The transcript is spliced from 3 exons.